This is a messenger RNA of Verticillium alfalfae VaMs.102, 639 nucleotides long. Its product is annotated as mRNA 3'-end-processing protein YTH1. NCBI's taxonomy places the organism in Eukaryota, Fungi, Ascomycota, Sordariomycetes, Glomerellales, Plectosphaerellaceae. The coding region runs from base 1 to 639 and encodes 212 amino acids. The transcript has a single exon. The record is from RefSeq and is a predicted model, not a curated record. Gene Ontology annotation, molecular function: metal ion binding; RNA binding.
AUGGCAGCGAUGACAGCACACCCCUCGCUGGCGCCGUCCCGCGCCGCCCCCGACCUGGCCUCGCACACCGAGCCGGCCGCGACAUUCGACUUCACGCCCUUCCUCCGCGCGACGCACCAGCACGCCCUCGCCGCCGACUCGGCGCCCGGCGGGCAGCCGGCGCACACGCACGCGGGCCGCGGCCCCUCGCUCGUGUGCAAGCACUGGCUGCGCGGGCUCUGCAAAAAGGGCGCCCACUGCGAGUUCCUCCACGGAGUACAACCCUCCGCAAGAUGCCCGAGUGCAACUUUUUCACGCGAACGGCUACUGCUCCAGCGCGAGGAGUGCUUCUACGUGCACAUCGACCCGCAGUCAAGCUGCCGCCCUGCCCCCACUACGACAUGGGCUUCUGCCCCCUCGGCCCCGCCUGCGCCAAGAAGCACGUCCGCCGCGGGUUGUGCCUGUUCUACCUCGCCGGCUUCUGCCCCGCGGGCGCAACUGCCGCGACGGCCCCCACCCCGCGGUGGGAAGAAAGAACCUCGAGCCGGCCGAAGCUCCAAGGGCCGAGGGCCCAACGCAAGAAGGGGGGAGCUUCAAGCGUCAGGGAGGAGGUUCGAAGAGGAGGGCCGCCGGCCUCCAUUGAACCGGCAAAAGGGUUAG